AUGACCCCACCGUCACAGGACCCCACCGUCACAGGACCCCACAGGACCCCACCGUCACAGGACCCCACCGUCACAGGACCCCACCGUCACAGGACCCCACAGGACCCCACCGUCACAGGACCCCACCGUCACAGGACCCCACCGUCACAGGACCCCACAGGACCACACCGUCACAGGACCACACCGUCACAGGACCCCACCGUCACAGGACCACAACGUCACAGGACCCCCACCGUCACAGGACCACACCGUCACAGGACCCCCACCGUCACAGGACCCCCACCGUCACAGGACCCCACCGUCACAGGACCCCACCGUCACAGGACCCCACCGUCACAGGACCCCACCGUCACAGGACCCCACAGGACCACACCGUCACAGGACCCCACCGUCACAGGACCACACCGUCACAGGACCCCACCGUCACAGGACCCCCACCGUCACAGGACCACACCGUCACAGGACCCCACCGUCACAGGACCCCACCGUCACAGGACCCCACCGUCACAGGACCCCACCGUCACAGAACCCCACAGGACCCCACCGUCACAUGACCCCACCUUCACAGGACCACACCGUCACAGGACCACACCGUCACAGGACCCCACCUUCACAGGACCCCACCGUCACAGGACCACACCGUCACAGGACCACACCGUCACAGGACCCCCACCGUCACAGGACCCCACCGUCACAGGACCCCACAGGACCCCACCGUCACAGGACCCCACCGUCACAGCACCCCACAGGACCCCACCGUCACAGCACCCCACCAUCACAGGACCCCACCUUCACAGGACCCCACCGUCACAGGACCCCACAGGACCCCACCUUCACAGGACCCCACCGUCACAGGACCCCACCGUCACAGGACCCCACAGGACCCCACCGUCACAGGACCCCACCGUCACAGGACCCCACAGGACCCCACCGUCACAGGACCCCACCGUCAAAGGACCCCACCGUCACAGGACCCCACAGGACCCCACAGGACCCCACCAUCACAUGACCCCACCGUCACAGGACCCCACAGGACCCCACAGGACCCCACCGUCACAGGACCCCACCGUCACAGGACCACACCGUCACAGGACCCCACCGUCACAGGACCCCACCGUCACAGGACCCCACCGUCACAGGACCCCACAGGACCACACUGUCACAGGACCCCACCGUCACAGGACCCCACCGUCACAGGACCCCACCGUCACAGGACCCCACAGGACCCCACCAUCACAGGACCACACCGUCACAGGACCCCCACCGUCACAGGACCCCACCGUCACAGGACCCCACCGUCACAGGACCCCACCGUCACAGGACCCCACUGGACCCCACCGUCACAGGACCCCACCGUCACAGGACCCCACCGUCACAGGACCCCACAGGACCCCACCGUCAGAGGACCACACCGUCACAGGACCCCCACCGUCACAGGACCCCACCGUCACAGGACCCCACCGUCACAGGACCACACCGUCACAGGACCCCACCGUCACAGGACCCCACCGUCACAGAACCCCACAGGACCCCACCGUCACAGAACCCCACAGGACCCCACCGUCACAUGACCCCACCUUCACAGGACCACACCGUCACAGGACCCCACUUUCACAGGACCCCCACCGUCACAGGACCCCCACCGUCACAGGACCCCCACCGUCACAGGACCCCCACCGUCACAGGACCCCACCGUCACAGGACCCCACCGUCACAGGAACCCACAGGACCCCACCGUCACAGGACCCCACCGUCACAGCACCCCACCAUCACAGGACCCCACAGGACCCCACCUUCACAGGACCCCACCGUCACAGGACCCCACAGGACCCCACCGUCACAGGACCCCACCGUCACAGGACCCCACCGUCACAGGACCCCACUGUCACAGGACCCCACAGGACCCCACCGUCACAUGACCCCACCGUCACAGGACCCCACCGUCACAGGACCCCACCGUCACAGGACCCCACAGGACCCCACCGUCACAGGACCCCACCGUCACAGGACCCCACAGGACCCCACCGUCACAGGACACCACCGUCACAGGACCCCACCGUCACAGGACCCCACCGUCACGUGACCCCACCGUCACAGGACCCCACAGGACCCCACAGGACCCCACCGUCACAGGACCCCAUCGUCACAGGACCCCACCGUCACAGGACCCCACCGUCACAGGACCCCACCGUCACAGGACCAGACCGUCACAGGACCACACCGUCACUCAUUUAG
This is a messenger RNA of Oncorhynchus mykiss (rainbow trout), 2235 nucleotides long. The record is from RefSeq and is a predicted model, not a curated record. NCBI's taxonomy places the organism in Eukaryota, Metazoa, Chordata, Actinopteri, Salmoniformes, Salmonidae.